AUGUCAGUAGAAAGUAAUCCUUGGAAAGAAUCCGAGGUAACACCAACCCAAUCACCACAGAAAUCAAGUACUUCCUCCUCCACUUCAUCUACAUCAACCACCACCACGUCUACACCAAUAAAAAAGUCGAGUGCUCCAGGUAAUGGGGAGCUACGUCCGUUGAGAUUGGCUAGACAUAGAGAUAGACUAUCAUCCACUUCCAUUUUGUCAACUAGUCCCUCUGGUACUCCAACAACGACAACAUCUUUUUCUCCUGAUAGACGACCAAGUGCCACAAAUGCAACCACCAGCACCACCACUACAGAAGAUGGGUUUCAAUGUCGCCCUAUAAGACUAGGGUCUCAUAAAAACGUAUCUACCGAUGAAGUAAGGAAACCAGAAGCCGAUACCACUCCACCGACUGCAGUAGCAAGGAAAAAGUCAAUACAGAUUAGGAAUUUACCAAUUAAGCGAAAUAGUGAAUCAAGUACACAUUCGCUAGUCUCGGUGAAAAGUGGCAACAAUAGUGAUCACAAUACUGAUAAGGAUGACGAUAUGGUAUUUGCAAUGUGUGUGGUUGAUUUCCAUCAUCAACGAGGUCCCGAAAUACAAUGGUGGAGAUCAAAUUAUCAUCCUACAUACACACCAGAUUUAUUUCGCAAUAUACCAUUUCAAGCACUACCCGAUGGGUCUCACUUAUUUGAAGAAACGUUUCUGAACUUCAAUCUUGUUUAUGAUUUUGAUCAAGGCAGAUCAAUUGAUGAUUUUGACGCAUUGAAUGAGUUUCAAGGUGAUCCUCGACAUUUGAAAACCUUGUUUGGAUGUUCAUGUGUGAGGCAGGUGCGAACUAGUGAAUUGUCGGCUGAAGAACGAGAAAGAAAUAAAGAUAUUACUCGAUCUAUCGUACAGAAAGCAGUGGUUGUCAUUGUACGGAAACAACCAAUCUUUACCAAAAUUAAAGAGAAAUUGUCCAUCAUCACAAAGAGCUAUUUUUUGCAAGAAAGUCUCAAUAAUACAGAAGUGUUGGACCAUUUGUUCGACAAUUUGAAUAGUCAGUUUAAGCUUGUCGAUAAUGAACUCCACGUUGAUCUCGAACAGGAAGAAGAAUACUAUGUCAAUUUGGAUCUACGAUCGUCAAUAUUGAAAUUUAAAACCAAUUUCAUGAUCAUUUUCAAAGCAUUAUUACUUGAGAAAAAGAUUCUUAUCUACUCCACUGACAAUCUAGAGAGUCUAGCUCAAUUUCAAAACAAUUUAAUUUCAUUAAUACCCAACCUUAUAAACAAUUUAGACGAUUCAGGAUGUCCCCUCAUUGAUUACAUUGAAACAAAUGGACCAUUACAGAAACCACAAUCAUUAAUAUCCAAUAGUCGAGCAUCAAUGUUGAGAUUUUUCGGACUUCCCUUGCAAAUAUUCAACACAAAAAACUCGUUUUGGAAUCCAUAUGUACCAUUGCAACAAUUGAGCGAAUUAAAAGUGGAUUCAUUCAUGAUUGGGUGCUCCAAUUUAUUAUUUGUCAAUCAAGCUACACUAUAUGGAGUUGAUUUAUUGAUCAAUUUGGACACCAAUGAAGUCACUUACCCGAAGACCUUAUCCACGCCAGAGUUUUUGACAUUGACACACCAAGAUAAAAAAUUUAUCCAUCAUUUAAUCAGUACAAUUCACCCUGAUUCUAAGGAUUACAUUGGCAAUGACGAUUACAUUCGCUAUCAAUUUGAAGAUUACUUAAACUCGUUACUAUCAGUGAUGAGGUAUCAUCAAUACGCCACACGGUUCCAUCUACCGCCACCAGGAUUCGCCUCCGAUCAUCCAACCGAGGGCGAUAUUCACGAUUUCAAUAAAUGCUACAUACAAACAUGGGAAAAGACGGAAAAUUUCAACAUUUGGCAUGCAAUGGCUGACGAAUUCAUUUUUAAUUUUAUCGACCCAAGUCAUGUUGGCCAUUCUUUGAAACAACCGGGCUCAAUUAAUAAAAACAUUGCUAAUUUUUUCAAUUCCUUUGCAUUUAAGGCCACCGCAGCUACACCAGCACCAGCUGCAGCUUCAAUGACAGCUUCAACAGACGAACCAAAAGCACACAAGUUUAUUGUUGAGGAUACAGCAAAGAAAGAAAAUAAUGACGAUGAAUUAGUUGCUGGAUUUGAAAAAGUGGGUGUUUCCCAUAGUGAUGCUGCUACUGACCCCAAGCCCAAGCCUAGCUGGACAAGUGGGUGGUUCAAAAAGAGAUGA
Messenger RNA from Lodderomyces parapsilosis, 2205 nucleotides. RefSeq lists its product as uncharacterized. Gene Ontology annotation, cellular component: cytoplasm. The record is from RefSeq and is a predicted model, not a curated record. The transcript has a single exon. Lineage: Eukaryota; Fungi; Ascomycota; Pichiomycetes; Serinales; Debaryomycetaceae. Bases 1 to 2205 code for a protein of 734 amino acids.